AUGUUUGGGUUGCUACUAAACCAUCAAGAGGAUCAGCCACUGUUCUCAAUUCACAGUAUCAGGUAUCAGGUAUCAGGGAAUGCAACACUUAGAAUAUCAAAUGUUCAGACAAAGGACAAUGGUGAUUUUGAUUGUCAAGUGGUUUUCACUUCUGGUGUUCCUCCUGUGAUUCAGGAUACUGCUAAACUAGUAGUUGUCGGUAAGUUCCUCAACUAAGUUAAAUGACUACUGGAUCAGUAUCUGGGCAACUGCCCACCUACCCCUCCCCUAACUCAACAUUAACCCUAAAUUGUUAUCAAUAGACUGUUGUUGGGUUAGGGGAGGGGUAGGUGGGCAGUUGCCCAGAUACUGAUAUUGAUCCUGACUAUUUAUAUUGGUAGCACAAAUAUUUCCUAGUUUUGACAUUUUUAAACUAAAGCUGGUGACACACUUGAUGAUUUUUUCCACAGAUUGCAUGCAGCCAAUUUGAUCACCAGCAAAGAUCAGUGAUAUCUGACAUGCCAGAUAUCAGCAAUCCUACAUGCCUAUCAUAGCAAUCCACAGAAAUUGCUAUUAUUGUGUCAAGCACACCUGGUAAUUUUAGCUGAUCAUUGCAAUAAGAAUAUAAAAAUUGUCAAGUGUGUCAAGGCUUAAGGACAGAUUUGAACCCCAGUAUUAAAACUCUUCUAUCUGGUAAUUCAAAACUAUUUUAGGAUGCUGUAAUAAACCCAUGAUUAUCUGACCUUUGUAUUAAUAAAAUUCAUUGUUUCACACAGUGAGCCCAACAAUUACACUCAAAACUACAACAGCUAUAACUUUGGAUGAAGGUGCUACAAGAACAUUGUUUUGUGUUGCCAGUGGCAACCCCAAACCCACUUACAGGUGGUAUAAAGAUAGUGUAAAGAUUCCAGAAGAUCCAAAUAACUCCAACUACACAAUAACAUCAGCCAGCAGGAAUGAUGCAGGGACGUACGGAUGUGAAGCUGUUAUUAAUGUUCCAACUCUUGGCCAGUACAGUGACUCUUACACUGUUCAGGUUACAGUUAGAUGUAAGUCAACUCACAAUACCUACUUCUAUUCUUUUCCCUGGAUAGUUCAUUUAUACAUUUUGUUUACUAUUAUGGUACAAUGUUAAAUGGAUGGUUAGUAAGAUGAAGGAAAUAACCAGCUUAAAAAUUCAUCAAAAUGGCCAACAAAGAAAGGUAUGAUAAACUGCUAAGAAUAAGUUAGUUGUUUUGGGAAACUCACUUACAGUGCAUUUACAGGUACAUCCAGUCACAACUGAGCACAACAGCUUAUAGGUGAUGCAAUUACACAAUCUCCCUCAUGGCCUGAAAAAGAGAAGCAGUAUGCAGUUCAAACAUCGUGAUCCACAACCGCAGUGACCACAUUGUGAGACAAACAAUCACAUGUGUACUCCUCUUUUGUGUAUCAAAGACUGAAUGCAAUAAAUAUCAGAUGACAUAUAUGUACAGUUGAUAUACAUUAUUUAGAGGAGAUCAGGGACAAACUUUCAGAUUGAAAUGGCCAACAAAGACAUGUAUGAACAGUUACUUGUAGAAGAAGUUUUGAACUUUCAGAAAUCUGUUUCUUGUGAGUCCAGGUUUGAAUACAAGUUCAUUAAUUUUUUUUCUGGUUUGUUGUGUAAUUUCUGAACCAACCACAUUUUCACAAUACUUCAGUUAAAGGUCAAAAUGAUAUGGUUCUUUGGUUGAAUUUUUAUCUAUGAGGACAUUUUGUGAUAUCUGUUAUACAAAGAAUGAAUGUCGUUGACAAUCAGUCCUGAACAUUAUCUCCCAGGACAUGUGUUGAAAUGUUUUCUACAUGUUCAUGGGAUCAUUUUGUAAAUUGUUCAUGUAAAGGUAAUUUCGAGAAGGAUCCAAAAUUGUUGCGACUAUUCCUGCUUAUUAACCCUUUAACUCCCAGAUCAAAUUUGUAAUUCUCCUUACUGUCAACCAUACAAUUUUUAAAAAAGUUAGUUCAGAGAAUUAGUAUUGGAUCAACCAAUUAUCUCCAAAUUUAUAUUUUCUUUAUUCUCAUGAUUUAUCUGGUUGAUAUUGUAUUGAUAUUCUAAGGAGAAAUUCUGUCUUUUAAAAAUAUUUGAGAUAUUACAAUUUUGAUUGAAAAAAAAAUUAGUUUACCCUUAAACCCAUAGAAAAUUGAAACAUUUUUUCAUUCUGGAAAGCAGUUUAUCUAACUUUCUACUUAUUUACUGGGUGUAAAAGAUCAAGAUGUUGGAAGAACACAAGAAAAGUUUGUAAAACUCUCAUCUUUAGUUUCUUGGUUGAUAAACAAUUCUCACAAUUUUGUUUACAUAAUAUUAGUGUGGGUAAUAUUAGGCUGGGAAACCAGGACUGUUAAGAAAGUAUCCAGUCUAACUAACAGAUGUAUAGAAUUCCUAGGAAUUCUCAAAAAAUUCCCAAUUAUGCAAAUGACCCUUACAAACUGAAUUCCCAGUUUUCUGGGAAUUUCUAGGAAUCCUAGGAAUUCUAGGAAUUCCUAGGAAUUCUCAAAAAUUCCCAACUAUGCAAAUUAACUCUGAUUUAAAAAGCUUGGAAUUACUGGGAAUUUCUGGGAAAGGAAGACUCAGUUUUGUGAGGACUUGAAUCCCUUGGAAUUCUAGGAAUUCUCAGCUUUACAAACUACCUAUAAUUUAAGAAGUGUGGAACUCUUGGGAAUUUCUGGGAAUUGAAUUUGAAGCAAUUUUAAUACCCUGAGGUCCACAUAAAUUCUAAGAAAUUCUCAAUACCUUGAAUGUGAACGUUUUAAGAAAAAGAGUAAUUUCAGAGGCUUAAAACUUUGGCUCAAUUAAAGGUAUGCUAUACAAAACUUACCAAGAGAUAUACAUACAUGUACAUGUUUACAACUUAAAGAUCAUGAAAUUUAUUACUCAAACUAAGUUUUAGUAAAUCUUUACAUUAAUAUGGAUUUUCUCAUGAACCAGCUGUCAGUUAUGUUAAAUGGAAAUUGCCAACUUCCACAAUAAUUAACAAUAAUUACAUUGUUAUCUUACCUCCCUAACCUACAUUACUGGUUGCCUUUGUUAGAAAACCUUGGAACAGUCAAGCUCAGUUGCCUCAAACGCUGUCAGAGACUUUUUGUUGACAAUACUUUUAGUAGAAAUUUCAUGCCUUAGACAAACAAAUUCAACACCUAAUUAAUCUUUCUUUUUCAUGAUUGUUGUUGCUGCUUUUUUUUUUUCAGUUUUUUGCUCUAUUUUCAUGACUAAUUGCUGUAAUUUGUUUUGCUGUUUUUAUUCUUACAAAACAUUUUUGUAAGAGUUCCAAUACUUGUGGAUCAUCCACACAUUUUGCAAACAUUUGGCAUGCAGACAAGACAGAGGUAGUCAAUGUUCCCUUUGAGGAAAAACACUUUUUAUAUGACGUCUUCAAUUUACUUUAUUUGAAACUCUGAUCUGAAAAUAUUUGUCAACAAGACUUGUUAGUAGUGAGAAGUACCAACCAAGUUUCCUUUCAUAACUUAAUUUCUUAAAUGUCCCAAUCACUGGAUCUCCCAAAAAACAUUACAUCUUUUUAUUUUUGGCGCAAAUUACAAGUCCUUCUUUAUAUAAAAAUGAAAAGUGCUAGUCACACUUCAAUAAUAACAGCUCUUAAGUUUACUUGUUGUUCUUCUCUGUCUGUCAGCUAUCAACAAAAUUGUUUUAUACAGUGCAUAACUAUUUAUGGACCAGAGUUCCAACGCACCUCUGUAAUCGCAUAUAGCUACUCCUGUCUCUUGUACAAAUGUUUCUCCUUUGUAAGACGCACUCUACUCUGUUGUCAAUACUGCUUUAAGUUCAGUGGAAACGACUGACUGAGGAAUCGAGAUGGCGGUGUUGGAACGUGUUGCUGAACGCUUGCUACGGUCAAGCUUUGUAGAUUUAGGUACUGGUACACUGGGAUCAUCUAUGUAUCUCUUACACUUCCGAAUGUGGUAUCCUUCUUUUAUAAAUAUGAGGGUAAAAGACGAUUUGUAGUCGCAUUCAAAACUGUGAUUGGCUUGUGUUAUUUCUCACCUUUGCCAUUAACACAACUCAAGCGAGUUUCGAGUCUUUGUUUCCUCGACAACUUUCGGUCACAAAUCGUGCAUUUGUAAUACGAUCGAUUCUUGUCGAUUAUUUCUACAUAGAGUGAGCUCACAUCUUUAUUUAUAUCACCAAGCUAUCCAUCUACUAGAAGCAGAGAACCGGUCGGAGAAGUCAGAAUAAAGUUGUGCGCUUAUCUUAACACUGCAAUCGGCAAGCCAGCGGAUUCACUUUGCUAGCCAAUGACAAGUCCUAAAAGAUCCACGUGAUCAUGCCCGUGAUCGGAAACAAAGAAGACUCCAUUUGGCGCUCAUCUUUGAAUGUACUUUUCGUCGGUUGAUCGCUUUUCUCAACUGUUUUGCUUAAUAUAACAUUUCUAAAGAUAGCUAUUAUUGUGGUUCAAUGGGAAAACGAGAAUAGCGUGAGUGUUGUAAAAGAGAAGAAAGUCGUUGGCGCCGUGGAGUUAAAAGAAGGGACAACAGUUGACAUAUGGAUUGGUACAAACAAGGGUCGAGUGGCCAUCUGUAAAGCUACGAUUUUGAAAGUUUGUGGUGAGUAAAAAUUGCGAUAUUCGUUACGAGAUCAAAAUCUUAUAAAAUAAUAGAUGUAGCGGGUUGAAUUAAGCUUACAUAACGCUCGGCGCAACUGAAACUAGAAUAAUUCUGAGAAUCGAAUCGGUCACUUGCAUGCCGCAGUUUUUUAAGCUUAUGCUUUACAAUGAAAUAAACCUAUCAGCAAGGUUUCAAGAUUCCUCUAGUCACGUUUGGGAACAUUCAAGAUUCAUAACAAACCUUAGUACAUAAAGAAGCCCUCCUUGGUAAAAACAAAAUAAUGUAUUCAGCCCUUUUUUAGUAAAAUCCAUGAGAGAGAUGUACUAACUCCAAUAUAAAAGUCACUCAAUAUAACAGAGAUUUCUCAAUUUGAGAAUCCAAUGAAUGCCCUUUUCCUCAUAGCCAUCUUAAAAGCCUGGUCUGAGCUUUAAACAUACAUAUUUUAAUAUAUAUAUUUUUUUCAAAUUCAGAUGUCAAGGAAUCCAGAUACAAAAUGGUCAAGGUUCUUGUUGACAACCUCAUUCAAGGCCAACUCAUUGUGAGCCCAGGAAAAAAAAUACAAACAGUACAAACAGCAGCUAAGUUUGCAGUUUAGGAUAACUUCAUUCUAAUUUAUUGUUACAGUUACAACAAGAUUUUAAUCAAAAAAUCAAUUUUAUUUGUCUGUAAUUAGCCCCUUCACUCCCAAGAAUAUAACUAUAUAAAUAGAACUUAAGAUAUUGUAUUUUAUGGAAGAGAAUCAACAGAUUUUAUUCACAAUUUGUGUCAAACCAAAUUUAAUGAUUGAUUAGAACUAUUUUAUAUGAAUAGCUGUAAUUGAGGAUUAAUCCGUAUGAAGUUUUCAAGGAAAGAAAAAUAAAUCAAAUUCCAUCCUAAUAUUACCACACAUUGAUGUUAGUAAUUAAUCAAAAAUAUUUUACAUGUAAGCCUUAAUUAAGCUUCUAAAUAAAUUUCAUUGAAUACUUGAAUUUUAGCUGGGUUUUUUUUAAUUUAAAGUAUUUAUUUUAUAUCAUUAGCCUCAAAUUUUUGCUUAAAAUUCCCAGUAAUUCUUAAACAUUCCUAAAAAUUCCCAAAAAUUCCCAGAAGUUCCCAGAAAUUCCCAGAAAUUCCUAGGAAUUUUUUAGAUUUACAGCUUUUCAGGGAAAGUCAUUGGUUCUCUGAGUUGGAAUUCCUAGGAAUUCCUAGGAAUUCCAAGUCCUGUUGGCUAUAAACUUGGAAUCUCUGGGAAUUUCUGGGAAUUUCUGGGAAUUUCUAGGAAUUUCUAGGUUUUUAGAACCAGAGUUGUUAUGGUUGGGAAUUCCUAGGAAUUCCCAGUCCGAAUUUACCGUGAAAAUUCACACCUUUAUUCCUAGGAAUUCCUAGGAAUUCCUAAGAAUUCCUAGGAAUAAAUUCCUAGGAAUUCCUAGGAAUUCCAAGAGCCAUUUCGCAAGGGAUGGUACAUAAAGUGUACUGUAGCUUUUUGACUGUUCUCCUUACAUCCGUCGUGGGUUACAAGGCCAGUAAAGCAAAAAAAAAAAGUUCCCUUGUUACUUUAGUGUACAUGUAAGACUGUAAACUGUUAAUAUGGUGCAUGAAGUGUACUGUUAGCUUUAUGAAUUAAUCCUAAUGUAACCAAAUCAUAAAGAUUUCCUUUAAUGUUUUCAUAUUUUUAUCUUACAGUCCGUCCUGCACACAAAACAAACAGUUUGAGCAGUAAUCAAACUGCCUUGGAAGGUCGUACUGCCACAUUUUUUUGUCUCACCGAAGCAUUUCCCACUGCAACAACAUACAAAUGGUUUAAGGAUGGCACUGAGAUAUCCAAUUCACAAGAUUUUGAAAUUCUUAAAAUAAUUGAUACAGAAAGCAGACUGAGGAUCAAGAAUGCUAAGAAGGGAAGUGCUGGGCAAUACUCGUGUGAUGGAACAAAUGCAGUUGGAACUGGAAAUAGAAAAUCUGCUUUCUUAUUGGUCAACUGUAAGUUAUGUUAUUUGUUAUGAACUGGACAAUGUUUUAGAUUUGUUAAAUAUGUUUGCUGAUUUUGCUAUCCUGUGCAAGUCAUGAUACUGGUUUAAUUAAAAUUUGAUCCCAAUGGAUGCUUUAGAAUAGCUGGCAGAGAAGGCCUGGAGAGCCUCUUGUUGCCAAGGGGGUCUGGGCUCCUUUGGAACAUUUGGGGGUGAAGACUCCUGCAGUGUCAUUUUCCUGCAUUUUUAGGUUUGAUUUAAUUUUACCAUAGUGAUUAUAUUUAGCGCCCUCCCCCCAAUAAGUGCCCCCUCUAUACUAGACACUGCCUAAAAUUUGUUUUUGUCAAUAAGUACCACUAUUCUAAUCAGUGCCCAUAUUGAGUAAGUGCCCUCAAUUCAGUGAGGACCUCCUUAUGAAAAACUCCCUUAUUCCAACAAGUGCUAAGUGCCCCUAUUCUGUUUCAGUGAUUGCAAUGUUAAAUUAAAUGUGAAUUGAGAUCAACCAUGCUUCAUCUUCCUUUAAUUGCUCACACAAAGUUUUGUAACAAAAAUGUUGGUCGUCUACUCAGUCUCUUAGCUAUUACAUCCAUGUGAGUACACAGUUUUUUUUCAAAGGAAUGUGGCUGUCUCAAAAUUUUUCAGAGAUUGCUUGGCUGGUUGUUCUGGCCAGGAAGGAUUCAGGGACAACAAGCACAUUUUCUUUCUUGUGUUUUUGAUCCCCCUUAAAUGAAUAUCAAAGUUUUGUUUGGCACAUUAUGUUGUUGUUUCUCAAAAGAGAAAUAAGCACCUUCUAAAAAGCACUCUGUUUUGAAUAAGUGUCCUCCUUAGAGGUAGUAAAAGUAAAAAGCGUCACAGGCACAAAAUCAAAUCAUUAUGAUAUGUUGCAUUGUUGUGCGUAGAUGUGAGUUUAUUUGAAGAGAAUUACUGUACCUGUACAUGUAUGUUAGCAGGACAAAGGCAUUUGUGUGAAGGCCACAAGCAGUUACUCUCCUUUGUAGGAGAGGUUCCAUGUUUGGAGCAGUUCUGGGUUGCUGCAUGCUUCAUUGUGUUUUUUGUUUUCUGUCAGAAUAGACUGGUACGCAGACAGGUGUAAGCUCACACUGCCUCUUUUUUAUCCUAGAUGCACCUCAGCAAGUCACAGUGAAUCCAAAUCCAGCAGUUGUGGAACUUGGUCAAAGCUUAACCCUCACAUGCCAGGCUGAUGGAUUUCCAAAACCCUCCUACUCAUGGAAUUUUAAUGGAAGAGCAAUUGGAGACUCACAAAACACUUUGCAACUUGCAAGUGCCCAAGUGUUGAAUGCAGGGAACUAUACAUGUGUGGCAACAAAUACGUUUGGUAGUGCUCAGGAAACAAGGCUGGUGAAUGUGAGAUGUAAGUUCAGUACUAUGAAGAACUUUUGAAGCUUAAAACAGACUUUCAUAUGAUGCAGGUUAAAUUUAUUUCAAACUAGUGUGGUACAGGGACAAAUUUUAAAAUCUUGUUGACCUGAGAGUUAUUUGAAAUCACAAUUUAUAACUUCACCCUUUAUACCCUUGUAUCAUCAUUAUGCAUAUUCUCCAGACUGUUCUAUAUACAUUUCUUAAGGUGUUGACCAGGAGAAUUUGUCAAACAAUUGAGAGCUUCUUUAGUUGGUGAUCAAUUCCUUUCUUCCUGAGACCUUAAUGUUUGACUCAGGGGUUAUAUAAGAGCUAGUCACUCUUAGGGGUGAAAGGGUUAAGGUUACUUGUUACUUCUCUUGGUAAUUCGUUAACUAAAUGAUAUCAUUCUUAGGCAUCACUCUAGCAGAAAUAUCUUUCAUUUUGGUUGAAGCUUACACUUUCUAGAAAAAGUUAAAAUUUAUCAAGUUUAUUAGGUAAUAAAGUGGCUCAACAGGUGUCUGAUUACAAUGUGCAGUUUAAGAAUGAUUCUGAGCUUCUCUUACUAAUUGACAGAUAAAUCAACUGUUACAACCUUUACAACUGGGAAUCCUGAUAAUAAUGCUGUGGAAGGAACAAGUGUAACUCUUACUUGCACUGCAAAUGGCUAUCCUGCUCCAACAUACACCAUCCAACGUACAACACCAUCAGGUACAACACCAUUGGCUGGCACCUCAGGGGGAACAUACACAAUUCCUAAUGUGCAGCUUACUGAGGAGGAUAACUCAUACAGCUGUGUGCCAAAAAAUGCACUUGGAGAUGGGCCACCAAAAUCAUUGACAGUUAAAGUAAUAGGUGAGAAAUAUAUGUAGUGCUACCAAAACACAACCACCAUGGAUAAGCGGAGUAAAACCACAGUUUUUUAGAAGGAAAAAAAACAGUUUUCAGAAAUCAGAAUAAAGACAAAAUCCCUGAUUUGUUAAAAAAUAGUGGCACAUCAGAUUUCUGUAAACUGUUAUGUCAAAAAUUGCCAAACUGGUGUUAGUGAAAAACAUGAAAAUGUAUAGGUUACUUGUGUAUAUCCAGGGUAUUCCUUGACAACACUCACAGUGUUAUGAAGUGAAAGCUAUAUGUUUAUUAUUUAUAUCUGUACAAAAAAUGAAAGAUAAAUGGAAAGUUCAGGCCACAGAAUUUUAGCCAGACUGUUCCGGGUAUAAUGUGUAGCAUUCUGUGAAAUCCAUUGCCAAAUGAACACCCUGUGCACAUUUCCCUGGCAAUUGAUCUUUGUUUCCAGUAUAACUUAUGAAGUGAGGCCAUGAUUUAAUCUGGUGCAAAAUUUUUUGCAGUUGUUCCCCCAUGUUAAAGCUGUUGUUUGCCUGAUUUCACAGUCAGAAAUUUAUGUAGCUUUGCAUUUAAAAUCUUUUAAUUUUUUUGUAUUACAAAUCUAUGAAGUGAAGCCAUGAUUUUAUCUUGUGCAAAAUUAAUUUAAUUAAUAAAUUUUGCCUUUCUUUAUUUUACAGUGCCACCCUCAUUCCAGAGUAAUUUGCCAAACAAACAAACAAAGACUGAAAAUGAAACUGUGAACUACGCAUGCAUAGUUCAAGCCAAACCUUAUGCUCAAAUCGUUUGGAAGCUGGAUGAAAAAAAUCUGACUGGCACACCAUACAAUAUCACAACUGAAGUCCCACCAGUUCAAAAUUCUAAACUUUUGAGAACUCCUUCUUAUCUGACUAUUGAUAAAGUAACCUGGCAGCAGAAUGGGACUUUCUCUUGUGUGGCUUUCAACAGUGCUGGUCAGAGGAGGCAAACCACAGAUCUUGAAGUGCACUGUAAGUAUUUGAUCAAAAUGAAUAGGCAUUUUUGUUAGGAUAGCAACCAUCCUUUUUUCUCACAAGAUGAUGGAAAAUGCUGAGUUUGGUCUUAAUGCAAUGCCAUGUAUGGCCUCAGAACCCAAUUCUGACUCAGCUAUCUCUGCUACAGUUGUUACAGACAAAGUUGGAUAGGACUUUGUCCUGUCUCUUCUCUCUGUUUUCUUGUGGUUUUUUUUUUGUUUCUUUUUUCAGUUUGCACCUUAUUCAUAUAAUUGAGGGCAAUGAGCACAGUAAAAUCACUGUAUGUGUACAUUACAUGGCAGUGUUAAAUUAAAACUCUUAUAGACCAGUUGCAAAAUUGUUGAUUCUUCAAGGGUUGUUAGGAUAUGUUUUUUGAAUGUGAUUGACAUGUGAUCAUGUUGAUGUUCAACUGAGACACUGAUACUGUACUUCAUUUUCUCAAUUUAGCUUUGCUAUCACUCAGUGAAUUAUGAAAUAAUUAUUUAGAAAUCAGAGAAUUUCCCAAUUCUUUUCAAUACUGUUAGUACAUGCUCGCCCUCAUAGAAGUGGGUGACAUGUACAAUGGCCUUACAGUCAGCUCUCUGGAAUCUGUCUCAAAAGCUCCUGGCUUAAGCCUGAUGUAGGUCACUAGGUUGUGUUCUUAAGCAGGACGCUUUCCUCUUGCAGAUCCUCUCUCUAGCCAAGAGUAUAAAUGGGCAUCAGUGGGAAGCCCGAUGAAAUGCUGGGGGGGAUCUUGAGUUGGAAUAGCAUAUCAAUUAGGGGGAGGGACAAUUUUUUGAGCUGCGUCAUCUUACAGAACUAGGAGAAGCCCUAACUAAAUGGGCCACAUGGCUCAGUCACAUUCAAGGGUCUAACUUGUAAUGUUGGUAUUGACAGAGUGCUAAAUCCAAAUUUUAUGCCCCUGCUUUGUGUAGCUGUCUAAUUUUCGUUUGAAUUUGAAAGUGAUUUGUGCUAGAUCCACUUUGAUUAUUACUCAUUGCCAAUUUAAUUUGGGUCAUUGAUGUAUGAAAUUAAGUAACCUUGGCAUUUUUCUUUGUGUAUCAGACUAUUUCAUCAAUUUACUUUUGAGAUAGAGUUUCAAUUAUGUUUUUUUAAAUCUUCAGAUCGACCAGUUGUUCAGUCUAUUGCUGAUCAUCCGAAAAAUCUCACACUGUCUGAGGGACAAAAAGCAACCUUCUCUUGUAAAACCAUCGGCAAUCCGCCCACCCUUUCACAAAAGUGGCAGUUCAAUGGAGUUGACAUACCUGGAGAAAGUUGCAGUGGCUGCUUAACAACAACCUUCACAAAGGCUUCAGUGACUCAGGCUGAUGCAGGAUGGUAUUCCUGUACUGGGACCAACUCUCUAGGAGAAGGACCUCCUGCCAGAGCACAAUUACUUAUUAAGCGUAUGUUAUAUUUAUCUUUUUAGAGCGCUUUUCAAUUGCGUGCUGCAAAACCUAAACCAUAGUAAUUUCGAUGGCCAAUCAGAAGUAAGGAAAAUACCUCUCGCCCUUUAACUCCCAUGUGUGAUAAAGACAGAAUUUCUCCUUACAAUAUAAAUACAAUAUCAAGCAGACAAAUGAUGAGAAUAGAGAAAAAUAUCAAUCAGGGGAGUUUUAGUUGAUCCAGUACCGAAUUCUCUCAACUAAGAUCAUAAGAAUUGCAUAGCAGACAGUAAGGAGAAUUGCUAAUGAGAACUUUUAAUAAGAGUUAAAGGGUUGAGAGCCAUUGACAACUUAAACUAAAAUAACCAAACCGCCUAAAGCGCGGGAAAACGUGGGUGACCAAUUCGUGAUUGGUUUUGGUGUUGUAUCUGAUUGGUGCAGAGAGUGGCAUGAGUUUUUUGUACCAACCACAAAGCAAGUUAAAGCAAAAGCAAAGUAAUCUCUGAUUUCUUUCGCACUUCGUGGAAAAUUGUUUUAAUAGCUUCAUCACCUGCAGUAAUUUUUAUUUGUCACUUAUCUUUCUUAUUUUUUUGUUUUACAAAAGAUCCACCAACAAUCACCUUCUAUCAAAGUGCAUUCACAGUUAAUGAAACAAACGAUGUUACAAUGACAUGUCGUGCAAAGGGAGUGCCACAGCCAACAAUUACUUGGAGAAAGAUAGAAGAUGAAUUAAACUGCUUGGGUGAGCACUGCAUUAUACGCAACAUAAGUGGCAAGAAUGAUGGAACCUACAGAUGUGUUGCUAGAAAUGAACUUGGCGAGGAUUGGAAAGAAAUCACUCUUAAUGUCCAGAGUAAGUUCUCGUGCACGUUAGAUGUGUUAGUCGUGUUUUCAUGUUGGACUUGGGUGUGUGAUCUUUGGCAGUAGUGGAUGUAUCAUUAAAUCCAGUUAACAGUGUCUUGUGUUUGAAACUAAGGAAUCCAAUUUCAGUGAAAUUAUCAGCCGGCGGACAAGCUUUCGUCAUUGGAUCUGCAGUAAGAGCCGGUUUUUUGCCUGCAAAUAAGUUUGAUGCUUUGGGCAACGCUAGCCGGCAACAGGCCUGCAAGUGGUCUGCCAGAUUCCUUGCAGACCGCUGGCUUCUUGCUUUGCUCAAGGCUUUUAACUUACUUUUGGUCAAGAAACGCGCGUGCAGGCUAAAAAAUUUUAUGUCCAAAAAAACCCCUGAUUUCAAAGGUCGCAUAGUUGCGAAAAUUCAUGGUGAAUCACUAGAAAUCAGAGACAAAUGAACAUUCAAAUGUUUCUCACAGUUUGGAUAAACUGGAGUAAUUGCUUUCCAACAGUACGUCCGAUCAUUUCCACAUCCACCCCUACAAGCACUCAAAUACCUGGUGCAGUAAGCGAGCAAGUCGAUUUAACCUGUAUCGUUAGCGGAAAACCUUCACCGUCAUUGUCAUGGAAACGUAAACUUAAUGGACAAGAUCUGAGCUCAUUGAACGAUGAAAAAGUGAAAAGUAUCAUUAAGGAGAGAGACACCAGUGUAUUGAAGGUUACAGUCAGUGCAAUAGGGGAACAUUUCUAUUGCGUCGCCGUAAAUCUUCUGGGCAGUGACAACCAGCAAUACACCAUAAGGGAAAGAGGUAAGUAGGACCCUGGGGUUAACUUUUUUCUCAAAUUCUCUGUGUGAUCCCCAGAUUGUAGUCUCACGAAGGAACAGAAAAAUUGGCGACUAUCAAUCUUUGAGGUUUGCAUAACAUUUCAUGGCGUUAUAAUAGGAAAACUAUGAAGAAAUUGGCCGAAGUAUACAAAAUGUCUGUGUUAACAAAUGUGAAUCCCACCUUCAGAUCAUCACCAGCAAGUAUUAAAAAAAAAGAAAUACAUAUCGUUACAUGACCGCUGAACACAGGAUUCAAGGAUCCUUAGAGAUCUUCGUCUGUAAGAGUCUUUGGCAGGUGUUUAACUGAGGACCCUUCUGUAAACCACUUCGUGACGUGGGCAUCCUCUGUAAAGAUUACUACUACUUAAAGAUCCUGGGAGGUUUUCCAUUAGUGUGAUCAUGCAGCACUUAGAAGAGACCAAUCCAGCGCCACCCCAGCUCAUCCAUCGCUAGGGAAAAAUUAUUUAAAAUAUAAACUAAGUGGGACUAUCUUAAAUAGAUUUUCACCACCCUAAACUGAAACUGAGUCACUUUCUUGGCAGGGAUUCCAGAUAAACCAAUUAAUGUAGACGUGACGUCGUUUCGAGACCAAAAUUCGAAAACUGUAAGUGUCAUUGUGAGCUGGACACCUGGAUACAGUGGAGGAUAUGAUCAAGAGUUCACAAUCCAUUAUCGCGUCAAACAAAGCAACCGAGACUUUGUGGAACAGUUUGUUGGUCACCCAGAUAAUAACAUGCACACUAUACACGGACUUUACCCGGAAACAGUGUAUGAAUUCUCCGUUCAAGCUUCCAAUAAAGUUGGCCUAAGCCAACCGUCAGAGCCAAAGGAGUAUAAAACACCGGGUAACAAUAACUAUAUAUAAACAAAGUAAAUCAUAGAAUGUUUGGGAAUGUUAUGAAAUAUUACGUGAUGGCAAUGACAAUUGUUCUUAUGGUUUUUUGUUUGUUCGUUUUUAGAGUCCCAGAUACCUCCGGACAGAGGAACUGGUAUGUUUAGAAAAUAUUUCAGUAUUAGCGAUUGAAAUCUGUCAAUUUGUACGUCUAACGGUUAAAAAUUGGGUCGUUUUACGGCUAACUGUUAACGCCAUUGACACCCUCCUAGUAGGUAUACCAGGUUUACAGGUGUACUUGGAAUAAACUACAGCUAGCAGGACAACUUGGCAUGCAUGCAGACUGUUUACGCCUUCAUAGCUCGUAGUAGAAUUUUCCUUAGGUGCAGCGGGGAGGGGGGGAGGGUACGGCUACACCUAAGCUAAACUGUCCUUCUUCCGUCCUUUCUUUUAGUCAAAGCUUUGAGAGCAUCGGACGACGCCUCUGUCAUACUGGUGGAAUGGACGAUAGCAGAUGACAAAGUAACAACUGCGACUGUUGAGAUUCAGCAGAGAGGAGAGGGCUCUUGGGAGCUUGUCGAUGGAGCCUCUAAGCUGAAAAGAUCUGUAUCACAGUUUAAAGUGAGCGAUCUGAAAGCUGACAGCUCAUAUAGAUUUAGAGUGGAUAUGAGACGACCAGGAGAGUCUGCUCCGGCUUAUGUGUAUAGUAAUACAGGUACGUGGUACAAUUUGAUUAGCGUGCAAGCAGGUCCUAAUUAUGGGAGCUACAGAACGCGCGUUUCUCCGCCCUUGGGAAGAUUGGAAACGUGUCGGGGAGAGGUAACACCAGCACUGACUAGCAGGCUUCUUUUCAGUCAUGCUUGCCCGUAAGUCACAAGGUUUGUAUGGGUUCUGGAAAACCUGGAGAGUCAUGUAAUUUGAGUUUGUCAUUUUCCAGGACUGGAAAGUCAUUGAAAAAAAUUACAGAUCCUUGAAAGUUCUAGAAAGUUCCGUAAAGUCCUGGAAAUCUUCCCAACUCAAGCGAUAAAGUUUUCAGAGUUCACUUUGUAGGAAAUACCUGUAGACCGUAAGGAGAAUUGAUUUGGAAAUCUUGGGAAUGAGAGGGUUUAAGGUGAAGUUUGGAAUCGUUGAAAAAUAAAUCUGAGACCUGGAAAAGUCCUUGAAGAUUGUUUCUGAAAAAGAGAACAAACCCUGAGUUACCCAUUGUACAAGGAUUGCAUGCGAUUUCCUAUACACAUUAAGAAGGAUUUUUUAUGCAUUUGUCAAUGUUUUUUAGUUCCGGCUGGCCCCAUUCCAGGAGCAGGAAGUGAUGGUGAACCGUUAAAAGGCUGGAUGAUUGCUGUCAUUGUUUUACUUGCUGGUCUUAUUCUCCUGGCCAUUCUCGUCCUGGCAUUCUAUUUCUUUAAGCUUCGAAAGAACGAACAUAGAGGUAAGUAUAAGACCGUGUAAGCAGUGGUUAUAAAAAAAUUGGAUACAAUUGGGUAUUUUUGAAUGGUAGGCGGGUAGUCGUGAACGCCUGGUGGGCUUUCUCUUCCGAGGGAGGUCUGGGCUUUCUAGGGAAAUUUUGAAGGUUAAGACUGUUUCAGUUGUAUGUAUUUUCCUGAAUUUUAAGGUUUAUUCCAAUUUGUGUUACUUCGUAUUUCGUAGAAGUCAGCCAAUUUGACGAGAAUUUACAAUUACCCCUAAGCUCGCAGUAGAAUGACGCUUAUGAAAAGGCCACGAGCGGGUAGCUAGUGAGUACAUUUACCCGCUACCCAGCUGUUAUUAUAAACAACUACCCAGCUGUUAUCAUUAACAAGCUUUAUGUGCGAUGAUUUGUCAUUAGUAUUAGAGCAACAUUUUGCCUUGCCUUGCUAUUCUUCAUGCUGAUUAAUGGCUUGUACAUAGUUUCAAACAUUUACGUACUGAGACUUUAUGAGGGCUUUUCAGAUAUCAUCAAUUUAAAUUUGUUUCGUUAGAUCGCACUUCCUCGUUGUGUUUCUCCCUGUGCCUUGAUUUCUUUUGUUUAUUUAUUUUGCAUCUCACUGACUUCCUUUUUUUCCUCAAGGGACAGCAGGAAAGGAAAGGUAAGCCCGCUAGGAAGGUUUAUGACUAUCUCCUCAUCGUGAGGCAGUGGAGACGUUUAAAAGCAUUUGCCAAUUGAACUGAAAUUAAACCAUAUGAACCACGUAACCAUAUAACAAAUCCUUGUAUGCUUAUUAGUUACGUUUACAUACGAGUUAGGGGUCUUUCUCCAUACUAAGGAUCAUAUCCAGCAGAUAACACUACUUCCUAUUACUACUUUGUUGAUCACAAGAUGUAAAGAACGCAACCGUUAACGUUAAGCAUGAUUCUUUAGAUCAGUUCUACUCAAACCAAGUAAUAUGUAGUUGAUUGUUAUAAUUUUUUGAUCUAAUCUGUAUUAUUGUUUUAGCAUGUAUAAAGAAUCAAUUAAACAAAGAGGAGUGAAAGUGAGUACAUGUUCCAUUUUUGGUAAAUAAAUUGCAUGCAUGUUUCAGUUUAAAAAUCCUUUGCUCGACUUGUAAAUUGCUUACUUUUAAAAUAAAUAUAUCAUUGUAUGCACCACUGUUCGUGGAAGAUAGUUCAUUUAAAAGUUUAUCAGGGGAGACAGGUUAUCUUUAAAAUUCGAAAGUUAAGUCAAUUUUGUUUCCAAGAUGGAACUUGAAAUAGAUGAACCUCGCGAAAUGCAUUAUAUGGAAUUGGAUGACAGAACUCGUUCAUCAUUCAUGACGGAUGCCACACGACAGAACAGUCCACACAGCACUGAACAAUACAGCGAGUACGCAUCUCUUGAUCCAUCAUCACGCUCCUGGGAGAUUCCGAGAGAACGCGUGACUAUCGAAAAGAUCGUUGGAAAAGGUGCUUUCGGUGAGGUUGCCAAGGCAACAGUCAUAGGUCUACACGGAGGAUCUGAGAAGACAGUGGUGGCAGUUAAAAUGUUGAAAGGUGUCAAGUUCUACUUCUUGCUUGAAUUUGUCGAAUCUCUUUGUUUAAAAUUGUAUGCCUCUGCAUAAUAUUUUUCUGUAUGUGUAUGGGAAUCAUGGCCAAUAUUCAGCUACGUUCUUAGCUUGAGGCCAGAAGCACUAUAGAAUACAUUUGUGUUCGUUCUUGUUUUUUUAAGAGUUCAAAUGUCUUAAUGUGAAAUCUCACUCCCAAUCAAUGGGUUGCCAGUAAUCGGAUCCUUGUGUUUGCGCAAAGACAUCUGGGAUCGCCUCGGGGAAAACAUUACAACUCGCUAGAAAGAAAUGUAUGGUGAAAGGUUGUUUCGACGUCCAAAAAACAUUUUGGUGAGAGAUCAUCGCUUCUUUGCCGCUGUUAUAUCAUAAGUAGGUGUGCGUAAUUUUGAUACAAGGGUAGCGCAAGGUUUUGUUUGAACAACCGUGAAAUAUGUAGUAAAAUCUAGCGAUUACCUUUUCUCUAUGCGCAAGGGUUUAGUGAAAUUGACAUCGCGUAAUGAUCGCGAACUUUAGAAAUAUCAGCUAUAAAUCGCCAAGAAAUGACUAACUAAGCCUUGUCAGUUUUAUUUACUUGUGUUAAGUCUAAGUCUAGCUUUUUUAUAGGCUUGGUUAACCAAAAAAACGUUACAAACAGCUAACUCGAGGCAGCAGGAGAUUGAAGUUGUGUGCUUGAGCAUUAAAUAUUAUCGUGAUAUAUGAAGUGAUUAAACACCUACAUUCCCUCUUUGUUUUGAUCAAUGAGAACGAACCAUCGUUGAUAAUCGACUUAAAACUGAAUCCCUUCUUAUGCAACGAUGAGUAGAUCUAAAUGGGUCCUUGAGGAGCAAUGCACAACUGAAUAAAUAAACGUCCACAUUUUCUGCCGGAGCUCCCGUGACCUUGCUUUUCAUGACCGGCAAGAUCCUUCAUGGAUUUCGAGGAGAAAAGUGGCAGCUCGAAAAACUUUGGAUUUUUCUCGACAAAUUAUCACUUGGCCGAGGGAUUUCCUUUUGUUUUUCAUUGCUUAUUUCAUCCUCCUAAAGAGCAACAACUCGGUAAAACAAUUGCCAUCUCCGCUGACGACGACUCCUCUCCUUUGAGGAGGUAUAUUUUCAGACAUCGUAAUCUGUUUAUUUAAUACGUUAACAAGUAUGAAAACAGGCUGUACAUACAAUAGUACAACGGAAAAGACUUAAGUGGGUUAUAUCCGUCCGAUUUGAGGUUAAUUUUGUAACAUGUCGAGACCAUAACGCGAUGACGAUUCCACAAUUAUAUUACAGAUCGUACGCAAGGAGUGCAGUUAAUCGGUAUAUUUUAUAACAUUUAGUGGUAAUGCUGACAAAAAUUGCUCUUCCCUCGUAUCAACAUUAUCUUAAUCCAUUUAUGAUAAAACUGCAGCGAAAAAGCGUUAAUCUCUCUCAAAAUCGUUUUGCCGGCAAGUCAUUCAGUCAUGGUUAAAUUCCAUAGCUCCUCCGCAUAUAUCACCGUGUUCGAAAUAAUCAACUGUUAUCUUUUAUAAAUUUCCGAAAAAAAAUGGUUUGAAAAUUAACAAUCUUUCAGACGAAGCUACUGAUUCAGAGAAGAAGGAUUUGCUGUCUGAACUUGAAUUGAUGAAACAACUCAAACCUCAUCCGUACGUCGUCUCACUUCUGGGGUGCGUCACGAAAUCAGGUAAAUUGAGAGUAGUUUAACAUUUGGUUGGUUUGGAUAGUUGUAAGAGUUUCUCACGUGCAUAUCAAGAGUAUUUCUCUGUAUCGACCUUUUUUUUCUCAAAUAAUGAUAAACUUAGAAUAAUUGUUCUUGAAAAACGACAUUUAAGUUGAAAAUGGAAGGAGAUUAACAAGUUGCUUUCAACAUAUUUUUCUCUUCUGAGGACCGUUGUUGGUGUUAAUUGAAUACGCUCCCUUUGGAAAUCUGCUCGGUUACUUGAGAAGGAGCCGUGGAUUGAAUGACACUUAUUACAAAGACCCGGAUAUCAAACCACAGACAAAUCUGAUGUCUGAACAGCUGAUCAAGUUUGCUUGGCAAAUCGCUGAUGGAAUGAGUUACUUGUCAUCCAAAUCAGUAAGUAACCAACUCAUUGCUAAAUUUUUCAUGGUGUCACAAUCGGGAAAGGCCUCCACUUUCCGAUUAUUCAUUUCAGGUGGCUUCCAUUCGGGCUCUCGAUUUGCAUAUUUUGUGUACAUCCCUUCUUGCACUGGGGAGAGGAAGGUAAUAUUUUUGGCAAAUUUCGCCAAACGUUGGGAAUAAGAGUCUUUCUCAAACGGCCCACAAGAGAAUAGCCGCGAGAGAAUCCGAGCUGGAGAAAUCGAAGUAAAUAUUUUCAUUUUUCCCUUUCUUGCUUUGCCCACUUUUCCUGGUUUUUCCCGUUAAUUUUUGGAUUUUCCUUAAUCCACUGUAAAUUCGUUUGCCUCAUUAUAGCUUAUUGCCUGCUUAACGAUAAGGCGUAGUUUGCUUGGAGGACUGCGGUAACGCAGAGGCAGGCAGUUCAGUAACGCAAACACCGUCAGUUUUGUGUUGUGUUUAAAGGCUCGCGCUCGCCUAUCCCAACAAAAACUGUGGGAACUUUUGUUAUUUUUAUAGUAUGUACUUUAUAGGUUUUAUGGUGCUAUAUAACUGGAUCCAUCUUGCUAUGAAGUUGAUAUUUUUUAAUUAGUCCACGCUAAUCGUCUUUGCGGGUCGAAGUCAUAUAGACAUGGUUUCUUCCUAGAUUAUUCACCGAGACCUUGCGGCCCGAAAUGUGUUGAUGGGUGAAAAAGAAACGUGUAAAUUGACAGGCUUAGGUAUGGCCAGAGAUGUGCAACAGGAAAGGAUUUACGAAAGAAAAACAAAGGUACUAAACCACUCUCCUUGAGAAUGCAAAGUGAUGAACAAGGCUGUGCAGAUAUUACUUUAUAGAUUCCCAAAGGUGAAUAACUUGGUAAUCCAAUUGCUCUGCUAUUCUAAUUUAGAUAUCAGAAUCGAAGUUAAUGUACUAAUUUUUAAUGUUGCAACAUAACUAAAAGCCUUUUAUUCAGGUUUUAAGCCAGUUCGUUGUGACGUUAAUUUAGGGGCCUCUUCCUGUAAAAUGGACUGCCAUUGAAGCUCUCUUGUAUGGAAAAUAUACUACGAAAAGUGAUGUGUGAGUAUACGCUUGAGUUAUUUAGACCUAAUGAAGACUUCUCAGGGUGAACCGUAUUCCUUUGGCGGGAGUAAAUUUAUGAAUGCGAGUAGUGGGGAGGGGUGGUCAGUGACGUUGAACCAAAGUCAUCUUAUGGGGGAGAGUAAUCACGUGAGACCACGAGGAUCUUGUUUGUCCUUACUUCCUGCAUCAUCCAUGCUGUGAAUUUUGUAAUACUUGUAAAUAGUUCGCUAGGCCGAAAUUUUCAAAGAUUUUCCAUUGAAAGCCUUAAAUCUCAAAAUUUUGCGAUUUUUCUGAACAGGUGGAGCUAUGGGGUUCUUCUCUAUGAGAUUUUUACAAUAGGUGAGUCAUCUGGGUGGUCAAAGACCAUGUCAUUAAUGAAGCCGCCAAGUUUCAUUUUAAAGCUGCGUUAACUCUUGGAAUAACAAUGGCUGGCAUUUCAUGUGCAAUUUUUUAAGGCUUGGGUGAGUUUGCCUGUAGUUCUUACCUUAAGGAAAUUAGAACAAAGAAUAUUUACAUACUUCUAUGUUGUGACCAGUCUGUAGCUUUUACGGGUUGGUCGUUUCCAUGAAAUAAAAAAAAUAAUAAACAGUUCAGUAUGAUUAUGGAUGUGGUGUGUAUGGCUCUAUUUCAACCAAGAAAGAUCCAAAAAGGAAUACGCUUGGGUAUGUGUUAGUUUGCUUUUAGUAACAGCAAACGGUCUCUUUCAGGUGGUACACCGUAUCCAAAGGUGGAUGGCACGAAAAUUAUCAAGUCACUACAAGAGGGAUACAGAAUGCCUAAACCACAGCACGUGGAUGAUGAUUUGUAUGAGACUCUUAUAUUGCUGUGAUUUCAUGACGCCAGUUAUGUUGUGGUGUUCUGCUGCGCGCAUGAUCUCGUUUUUGAUUUUGAACCUAUUUUAUUUCUGCAAGCACCUCUGAGAUUCAACUAUAAAAAAAAAAACUUGAAAAGUGUACAGAAUAUUACUUUACUUGAAAAUUGCACAGAUUUCUUCCUCCUGUCGGUACAUUUUAGAAUGCGCUUUACAGAUUAAAGUCUACUCAAACUGAAGACUUUCAGAGUCAGUUCUCCCUAUGCCAAGAUAUCAAUGAGCCAUACGAGACUGAUUGCAUUCAUUGCAUUCAUGAUUGCACUCUCGAUGAUUUAGAAUCGCAAUUAUGACAAAGUGCUGGGAGGACGAUCCCGAAAAGAGACCAACUUUCCAAAGUUUGAAGAACGAACUCAAAGAAAUGGAAAACCAACGCAAGGUAUGAUUGUGAAAUCUACAUUAGAAGUACUUCAUUUCAAUGUUGGAAGGGUUGGCUUGGGGAUCAGGUUUUUGGGGCCAGGUCAAAGUGUGUAACAUUUGAACAGAUGCAAAUCAUAUAAGUAUCAAGAUUAAUCUCCCAGAUUUUUUUUAUACUCUGGCGAUGCCUUAAACUGAUCCCAAUCCUGUACCUUUGGAGAGGCGGCUAACUCGCCAUGUCAUCUCUGGUAAAUUGUGCAUGUUAAAGCGAGAGGGCAAAGUUGAAAUGUGUUGAACAAAGAACCACGCCGCAUCCAUGAAGACGGAAAUAAAUCUAGUAUUAUUUGAUCUAAACAUCCACAAUUUUCGCCGUUUGCUGAUUGAAAAUUGGUGUUUGUUCGUAGUUUUAGAGUAUUUUUAGUUUGAAUUAGAUAUCGGCUCUUAUUGUACUCUACAGAGGCUGCUGAACUUGGAAACUUACGACAACCGACUCUACGAAAACGUCAAGGAUUUAGAAGCAUAGUCGAGCAGGAUAUAGAACUUCUCCUAAAAUGAAAAAUGAACCAGAUCUUGCAGCCCUGCGUCCUGCAGAGGCCUUGGAGAGAUAUUGCUGCAGAGGACUUCAAUUACAUUUUUAGCGUAGACGUGGAAUUAAAUAGAAUUAAUUAGUUAGGCAGAAUUUUUAAAUUAGACCUCCCGAAGGUAAUCUGAUUAAGAGAAUUACUAAUGAUAGAGGAAUCUUAAGCUGACUCGCUAAGAUUGCGUUGUGCAUCCCUAUUGCACGCAGAUAAUUGAAUGCAUAAUAAAUUAAAAUGAGAGCUUUUAUUUUGCCCAAACCUGUAACAAAGGUAAAUUGCGAGGUUCCAGUAAACGAACAUGCUGGUCCGCCUUUUUGAGUGUACGAUAAAUAGGCAAAAACUCUGAUAGCAGAGGUUUUACCCUUGACGUUUUAUUAAAUUGAAAGUAUCAGUUGCCGAGGAGGAGUAUGAGACGGUCCAUCUUUCUAAAAACAUCGA
This is a messenger RNA of Pocillopora meandrina, 21833 nucleotides long. The record is from the annotation of a GenBank genome assembly. NCBI's taxonomy places the organism in Eukaryota, Metazoa, Cnidaria, Anthozoa, Scleractinia, Pocilloporidae.